Gadus chalcogrammus (walleye pollock) is the source of this 4010-nucleotide messenger RNA. RefSeq names its product CDC42 effector protein (Rho GTPase binding) 4a (gene cdc42ep4a). The record is from RefSeq and is a predicted model, not a curated record. NCBI's taxonomy places the organism in Eukaryota, Metazoa, Chordata, Actinopteri, Gadiformes, Gadidae. Bases 487 to 1587 code for a protein of 366 amino acids. The transcript has 2 exons.
GAGCACGAGAGGAGCAGCCGACACAGACGCUGAACUGAGUUAUUGCACCGUCUGCAGGCUUUGCCACUGAAGAUGCGCUCACUGUAAAUCCUACGAGCCACGCAGCACACUCGUAGGGUAAAUAGUGUCCAGGACAGGGGUCUGGUUUCUCUUAUUUAAUAUAAUUGUGCGUGCUUACACCGGACGUGUUUGCGGCUUCUGCUCCUCGCUGCGUGCGCGCUCUCUUUGUGAACCUGCUGAGCGAAGCCCUCGCGCUCUGGGGGCUGCCCGGCUUUCUGAAUGGGAUGCGCGGUGGUCUACAGCACAGCUGGCAUUGAGGAACAGGACGGUUCCGUCGGGACGCCCUAAAGUGGAGACGACCUACAAGGUGGAGAAGGACAAAAGGAGCUGCUUUUCUAUUUAAAACCGAAUCAAGAAUUCCAUGUUAUAAACGGAACCACCACCACCACCCAACUCCAGCCCCGCCCGAACUCCGCCCACCCCGCCAUGCCCAUCCUCAAGCAGCUGGUGGGCUCCUCCCAGACCAAGCGGCGCUCCCGCAUGGACCUGACCCGCGAGAUGAUCAGCUCGCCGCUCGGCGACUUCCGCCACACCAUGCACGUGGGCCGCAGCGGCGACGCCUUCGGAGACACCUCCUUCCUCAGCAGCCGCUCGGGCGAGCCUGCGCCGCCGCCGGAGACGCCCCCGGCCUACCCCCACUCGCCCCGCCCGGGCCUGCUGUCCCGCACCUUCCGCAGCAGCAAGCGCUCCCAGUCGGUGACCCGCGUGGACCAGCGCGACGGGCUGGCCUCGCCCGGCGGGCCGUCCCCCGCCCACGUGAAGAACGCCAUGUCCCUGCCCUUCCUCAACGACGAGGACUGCGUCGACGGCGUGGCCACCCGCAGCCUCACGUCCAGCCCCUUGAGGCACGUCGGGGGUAGCGGGCGCGCGUACAACGGCAACGCCGCCGCCGCCGGGGCGUGCCAGGGGCUGGAACUGGAGGAGAGGAGCUUCGGGGAGCUGACGGACCUUCCGGAGACGGCGACCUCCCCGUACCGGGGCGGCGGCAUGAAGCGGGCCGAGUCGGUCAUGUCGUUCCACAUCGACCUGGGGCCCUCCAUGCUGGGGGACAUCCUGGACGUGAUGGAGAAGGAGGACGAUGACCUGGGCUACGAGGAGGGCAAGAGCAGCGAGGGCCACGCCUCGCCGCCCCUCAGCACCGUGGGCGAGGGGGACGACAGCGUGGCCGGCGGCGGCGGACUCGGGGGGCCGGGAGAGUUGGAGGCCAACGCCGAGGAGGAGGAGGAGGAUGAGGAAGAGGCGAGGCUGCAGAACGACUCCAUGCACGCAGGCAGCUCCGUGGACCUGGGGCCCGAGAGCGGGGGCCCGUACACGCCGCAGUACACCCCCGAGGCCCGGCCCAAGCUCCCGCGGCACCUGGACAGCUGCUCCAUGUCCAGCUCGGGCUCCGCCCCCGUGGAGGGCGAGCGGCCGGGGGGCGGGGCCUACGCGGGGGACACGGACAGCGCCACCUUCAGCGCCCCGCCCGAGGAGGAGAGCGCCUUCUCGUCGUUCCUGGAGGACGAUGACGACGAGAUCGGUGUUUGAGGUUGGCACCGGACCCCCCCCCCGGUCCUCCUGUCUGGGUGGGGGAGACCCUGAGCUCUGACACCAACACCACAUGUCGGAGCUCUCGCCCUCUCUUCCCAUCCCCCUUGUGCAUUAAUCUCACGGCCGGUCUGACAAACUCACUGGCCCUCUUUUUGAACACUGUGCGAACUGACUUGGGGGGGGGGGGGGGGGGUGGGGUGUGUGUGUAAGGAGCUGCUCGUCAAAUAUGGAUCAUUCCCGGGAUUAAGCUGAAGGAAGGUGUCGGCAGGAGGCAUCGUCAAAUAAACACAACUGACACCUCCAAGCUUAUUUUACGCCGUCUCCCACCUCAGCCAGAACUAGACUCAAAAGAAAAGUGGACAGUUUCUAACAGCAUAUGCCUCGGUUCUGUCUGUCCCGAUCUCCCUAACGUCGACGGGCGCCUCAUCGCAGUGCAGAGAGGUGCUGCUGUGUGAGGGUUCACACCUUCACCAGCGGUGCAUAACUUGCCGGGACAAGAGCGGAAACCAGGACUCCACUCGUAGCGACAUGUAUCCGGAGAGUGCCGUUACACAUCUGUCACGCAAGUGCUAUGACAUAUCCUUUUUGCCUUUUUUGUAGUUUCCUGCGCCACUGCUGCCAACCCCCGUGUCCCCUUACCUUGCCUUAUAGCUAAACAGUUUACUCUGUGGGGCCAGGCUGUCCUCUGUAGCGUUAUUGUGGAUUAACAAAUGGCCGAGCCACAAGAGCUAAUGGGAACGUGUCGAGUGGUGUACACACAAGCACUGGGUGGGGGACAAACCUCGCAGAAAAGCCUACAGGAAACAGCCUACUUUUCCUUUCGUGUUGUUUGAGGUCAUCGGUAAGCAGGGCAUGAUCAGACAGAGAGCAGGUUUGAACUGAUGUGAAACAGGCAUCUCCUUGCCACCUGUUGUCUGCGGUCACGUUGAAACGGAGCCCUGCUCAAACACCACUUCCUCCCUUUUUCGAGGUUAUGAGUGUACAUGACGACGAACUGGAACCAUGCAAAAUGUCUACAACAGAUGCUCAACUUCCUGUUGGCCUUCCGGAGCCAUUUAUGUCAAAGAAAACGCAGGGUUUAUAGUUUAUGCACAACAACUAGAAUACAAAACCGUGCUGCCAAUCCGCAAAACCCAUAACUCUGGACACUACUUCUGUUUUUUUGUUGUGAGUCCUUUAUCUUAAAGUUUGUUUUUGUCUGUAUGUAACAAGAUACAUGGUCUUAAAUAAUAAAGUCUUUAAAGAUUAUGGGUUGUUGUUUUUUUUUCUUUUCCUGUAGUCUGCAGGAGUCUGUGUCAUGUCAACUUGAGUCAAUCUGUAGACGUGUUUAAAACCCAGUGAAUCUACGGAAACCAGGCUGAGGGAGGAGAGAUUACCGCCAGCGCCACGUCAAGAGACAUGAGUGAUGUGCAAAGCCAACUUUCUAGUCAUAAAUAAUCUCGGUUACGGGCCUUCCUGUUUUGAGAUGCUGUCAAAUGUGUCACACUGUCUUCUCGAUGAUUAAUCACUGCUGACUUUAAUUUAUCAACUGUUGCGGCUUGAUGAAUACAAUGCGUGUUGAAUGACAUAUUGUUCUUUAAACUCGAUCCCCUGUAGAGAGGGAAGGAUAUAAUGAUGACAGGAGCGGUAGAGGUGGAACUCCACUGACGGAAACAUUGGCUAUAUCGCGUUGGAUGGUUUAUUCGAUUUGUGCACCGCGUUUAGCAGUCGCGUCUGGAACGACUCAUGGGCAAAGUGUUUUCCAAAGUUGUGCAUUAAUGGGGUGUUCUUUUUCUGACACUGUUUUGUAUGCCGUUUGACUUACUAUUUCGUAUCUUUGAAAGAAUAAUGUAUAAUUACUGUCCGUGUUCCUUAUCUGAAAUCACCUAUAUUUUUCAAUAAAAUUAAUAUUGAACAUCUGUCAGUCAUAGUUUUGUGUAUUUUUCUUACCUGUAGCCUAUCAAUAGUUAUGGAUACCAUUUUAUUUUUCUUCCUUGCUUUAUUUACUUAUUUUCUCAAGGUAACACUACUAGAGGAAGGAAGGAAGCAAUCGAGGCCCAGUUGGACAAACUGUUAGGCGCUGGCUGCACAGGAAGUGAUUACCCCUGGAUGGAGGCCAGCACUUUGGAAGGGAUCCAAAAUGUAGUUGUGAUGGUGAGUUCAAUGCUAAACGAAAAAUUCGAAAGCUGUCCUUAAACACCACCACCAUCAAAAUAGUUGAUACUCUCUGGCUGAUGUCAGGUCGUUUGGCUCUUUUAACAGACACGAUAUUUAUUUUUCAAGAAAGUGUAGCAGUAGGCAACUAGGGUUGUUGUGAUGUAUUUGAAACAUGUUUCAACUACUUUAAACUUCCGAGCAUCUUUUUUGUUGUGUUAUCGUGUCAGGGCUGAAUGUGCCCUCCACAUCCCCCUCCCUCCGAGACAGCUGCUCCAGGUCUCCAU